This is a messenger RNA of Racocetra persica, 160 nucleotides long. Lineage: Eukaryota; Fungi; Glomeromycota; Glomeromycetes; Diversisporales; Gigasporaceae. The record is from the annotation of a GenBank genome assembly.
UUAUGUUCGAAGAUGAUAAUCUUGAAGAGUUGAAUGGUGUAUUUGCAAUACAAAUAGAGAGUUUAAUUAUAGUCUCUUCAGAGGAUAUUCCUAAGGAUAUCUAUUUCAAUACAUGGGAUGAGGUAGACAACUAUUUUAAUGAAUAUGGUGCUAGAAACGG